AUGCUGAAUCGAGUGCGUGCACUUAUCCGAUCAAGAAGCGUCCUUGAACAACCAUUUGAAGAAGGGAGACCAACUAACAGUAAAGAAGAAGUUCGAGAGGAAUGGGAUCGCCCAAUUGAAUUUAUUCUCUCAUUAGUCGGUUGUUCUGUUGGUUUGGGUAAUGUAUGGAGAUAUCCCUAUAUUGCAUUCAAGAAUGGUGGCGGUGCCUUUCUUAUACCAUAUUUUUGUGUAUAUUUUCUUAUUGGAACACCACUUUAUUUUCUUGAAUUGUCACUUGGCCAAUUUGGUAGCCGCGGUACAACGGUUGCUUUUAAAAUGACACGUAUGUUCAAAGGAAUUGGUUGGGCAAUGGCAAUAAAUUCUUUUCUUGUUACAAUUUAUUACAAUGUAAUUAUUGCUUGGUGUUUAUUUUAUUUUUUUGCUUCGUUUCGACGAACACUUCCGUGGAGUGGUUGUGACAAUUGGUGGAAUACACCAAGUUGUUCAAAUCCAGAUGGAUUAAAGAAUUCAACAGCAAAUUUUCUUUGUCUGUCGGGCAAUCGAUUGAAUAAUUGUUCAAUUCCUACAUCACCACCUGAAGAAUAUUUUGAUCAUUUUGUUUUACGACGAAGCGAUUCAAUGGAGGCAAUGGGUUCACCACAUUGGUCGCUUGCAUUGUGUUUACUCUUGGCAUGGGUACUUGUUGCUAUUUGUAUCAUUCAAGGCAUUAAAUCAUCUGGCAAAGUAGUCUAUUUUACUUCACUGUUUCCUUAUGUCGUCAUUUUUGCUUUGGUUAUUCGUGGUGUGACUCUACCCGGUGCAGCAAAUGGAAUUUCAUUUUAUUUAAAACCGAACUGGAGUAAAGUUCGAGAGUUUGAAGUUUGGAUUGCAGCUGCGUCUCAAGUAACGUUUUCUCUCUCAGUUGGAUUCGGCUCUAUACUUGGUUAUGCUAGUUUCAAUAAAUUUAAAUCGAAUUAUCUUAGAGAUUGCCUACUUGUCACUGCUUGUGAUUGUUUUACUUCGGUAUUUGCUGGCUUUGCUGUCUUUCCAAUUCUUGGUUUUAUGUCCUAUAAAACAGGUUUACCUGUUGAUCAAGUAGUUAAAGCUGGGCCUGGAUUAGCUUUUAUUGCUUAUCCACAAGCAUUAUCAAUUAUGCCUGGUGGCCCAUUUUGGGCAGUAACAUUCUUUUUUAUGCUAUUAACUCUUGGUCUUGAUUCUCAGUUUGCACUUUCGGAUGUAACCAUAUCUGGCCUACUAGAUAAUUUCAGUGGUCUACGACGUUAUAAACCAUUUGUUAUUAUUGGCUAUUGUGUAGCUUGCUAUCUAUUAGCUCUUCCUAUGUGUGCACCGAUCGUAUUCUUUUCAUCAAUAAUUCAAUUUCGAGCGCCAACCGAAGGAAACUAUACAUAUUUACCAUAUGCGAAUGCUCUAGGCUGGCUUAUGGUUGGUUCAUCACUGAUUUUUAUUCCAGGUGUUAUGAUCUAUGAAUUUUUUAAAGCAUGGAAAGUAACAAAUCGUUCUCAAAACCAAAUUACGGACACAAUGCCACGUUACUUACGAAUGUUAACAUAUGUAAGUCAACCGGAUGAUGAUUGGGGACCAACAAGAAAAGAAUAUCAAUGUGGCCGAUAUGAAAAACUUACCAAUACAACGAGUAAAAAUGAUAGGAAACCACCAGACAACGAACCGGUUAUUUUUUAUAAUGAAAAUAUUAAUGAUGCAUUCGAUCCUGCAGCUGAUCUUGCUUCACGAUUUUAG
Messenger RNA from Rotaria socialis, 1737 nucleotides. NCBI's taxonomy places the organism in Eukaryota, Metazoa, Rotifera, Eurotatoria, Philodinida, Philodinidae. The record is from the annotation of a GenBank genome assembly.